AUGCCGCCCGCCGCCCCGCGGCCGCCGCUGCCGCUGCUGCUGCUCCCGAUUCUGCUGCUGCCGGCAGCGCGCACCGCCGCGCCCUCGCACAGGCCUACAUUUACAUGUGGAGGAGUUGUAUCUGGAGACUCAGGGUUUAUUGGGAGUGAAGGAUUUCCUGGAGUCUACCCUCCAAACAGCAAAUGUACCUGGAAAAUCACAGUACCAGAAGGAAAAGUGGUGGUUCUUUCAUUUAGAUAUUUAGACCUGGAAAGUGACAACUUGUGCCGAUAUGAUUUUGUGGAUAUAUACAACGGCCAUGCCAACGGGCAGCGCAUCGGCAGGUUCUGUGGUACUGUGAAACCAGGUGCCCUUGUAUCCAACAGCAAUAAAAUGUUGGUGCAGAUGACUUCAGAUGCUAAUACUGCUGGAAGUGGAUUCAUUGCCAAGUUUUCUGCAGCAGAACCACAUGAAAGAGGGGAUCAGUACUGUGGGGGACGACUGGAGAAGCCAUCGGGGUCCUUCCAAACGCCCAACUGGCCCGAGCGAGACUACCCGGCUGGAGUCAGCUGUUCCUGGCACAUCAUCGCCCCAAAGAACCAGCUAAUAGAGUUAAGGUUUGAGAAGUUUGAUGUGGAGAGAGACAACUACUGCAGAUAUGACUACGUCGCAGUGUUUAAUGGUGGGGAAAUCAAUGAUGCUGAAAGAAUUGGGAAGUACUGUGGAGACAGCCCACCCGCGCCUAUUCUGUCUGAGGGAAAUGAGUUGCUCAUUCAGUUUUUGUCUGAUCUAAGCUUAACAGCUGAUGGUUUUAUUGGCCAUUAUAAAUUUAGACCAAAAAAGUUACCCACAACUACAGUUCCACCUUCUACCACAACAGUCCCUGCUACCUCAAUUGUGAAGCCAACAGUUGCCCUUUGCCAGCAAAAAUGUAAGAGAAGCGGAACUCUUGAAAGCAAUUAUUGCUCAAGCAACUUUGUAAUAACUGGAACUGUAAUCACAGCGAUAACAAGGGCUGGCAGUCUGCAUGCAACAAUAUCAAUCAUUAAUGUAUAUAAGGAGGGAAAUCUAGCAAUUCAGCAAGCUGGCAAAAAUAUGAGUGCCAAGAUUAUUGUUGUAUGCAAGCAGUGCCCUCUCAUCAGAAGAGGUUUAAACUACAUCAUCAUGGGCCAGACAGAAGAAGACGGUAGAGGCAAAGUCUUUCCCAACAGCUUUGUAAUGAGUUUUAAAACUAAGAACUCAAAGAUCUUAAAUGCCUUGAAAAACAAAACAUGUUAAAACUACUCUGCAGCUGCAUUCUAUCAUCUCUCUUGAAAAAAUAGUUUUUAUUUAGUUUAAGUCAUGAAAAUACACCUGACAGCCAACAUGACCAUGCUCACCUUUUCUUCUCUCCCAUCCACCUGAGCACAUCCUAGCACAAAGUGGAAUCCAUUACAUGUAACUAUCAAAACAAGAACAGAUCCUCCUGUCUUUAAACUGAAGAUCUGCAGCACUGCCAUCUGAUCUCAAACACACCAAAUUCCAAUUACUUGGAAGCUGUUAAUUUAUAAUUACCCAGUCUAAAGAAGUUAUGUAUAUAAAAUAGUAAUUUAAGUGCGUGCAAUAUUUAUAGUAACUAAUUUUAACUUAGCUUUUUCUCUAAAGUUGUUUUAUUACAUGGAUUUCUGCAUUAUUCUCUGUGCUUAAGAAAAUAUUUUAAAAUUAAAUUAUACAUCAACUAGUUAUUCAUUAUGUAUAAAAGUGAGGCAGGCUAAACAUGGAAACUCUUUUUUGAUCACUGACAUGCUUUUGAUGGCUUGAGUCUUGCAGAGCACAACUGAUGCUACCUGACCCUGCUGAUCAAGGGCCUUGUUUUCCUUCUGCUGAAGGUAUUGAAUUGCUGAUUUGAAUAGAUACUGGAUUUACUCUUCAAAGAAUUAGACAACUGUAAAACAGCUUUUUUAUGCUGAUGACUACAAUCGAGUUAGUAAAUGUCACUAUUAAGAAAUUAGAGAAGAGGAAGGUAGGAGUUAAUUUAGUGGUGUUAAAGUACACAUGCAAAUAGUUAAAUUUCUGUCUCUACUGUGAAAGGACAGACAAUACAGCAAUGCUCAGUCUGGCACCUGUAGUGGUAAUAAUAGCAUAUCUAAUUUAUUCCAUUCUUAUAUACAACAGGUUCAACAAAUAAAUGUUUUAAGAUUAUGGGUAGGAACAGACUGGAAACAGUUCACAAUGUUAUAAUGUUAAAAGAUGGUUGUCAAACAUUUGUCUGUUGUAUAUAGUUAUUUGCUACUCUGAAAGUCUAUAACCAAAGAUGGAAGAAUAGAUACUGAUUAUUCAUGAAGGUUAAUAUGGAGAAACUGAAGAACAUUUCGGUCAAAAGCAGGUAUGAAACAGAUGUUUUUCAAACUGGGUAAAACUUUAAGACUGAUAAAAAUGAUAUAGCUUUAAGUACUUGUUUUCCUCAUACAUAAAUACCAUACCACUGUCCUUUUGUUAAUGGGCAGGAAACGAAUGAAACACAGAGUCUCUACUGGACGUCCUCAUACCUUAUUUCCUAGUGGAAUGUGGAGUUCUCUUCUUCAGUUACUGAUUCUCAAAUGUAAUGCAGGAGAUCCUGCCACAGUGCAACUCCAUAGCACAGCAGUGUCUGUUCUAAAGUUGUAAUGGGUAGCCAGGCAGGAGACAAAAGAAUGAGAGAAAGGCAGGAAGGUACAAAGAGGCUGUGCUGGCAGCUCACAUCCAACAGCUCAGUACUGUAAUGACACUGUAUGGGUUGCUAGGCCUUUGCCUCACUGCCAACCCAAACAGCAUUUCUCUCUGGGAAUAGUACCAAUAUGUUUGCAAAGCAGAUCUAAUUUUGUGAUUUGAGAAUUCUUAAACUUUAAUUUUCCAAGUAUUGAUUCCUAUGCAGAUUAAGGGGUUUUAUGCACGGCGCUCUCCACAUUUUGCAGCAGCAGCCUGGGGAGAAGCAAUGUGGAAAUGAUGCUCAGAACUGUCUUGAACUACAAUAAUCUAUUUUUAUUCAUGCUGACAUGUCCAUCUGUCAUGCAACUUUUCUCAGUGAGGCAGUCUGGCAGCCUGUUUCUCCUUUCCUGAAUGGUAGGUAGGGAAAGCUCCUGCCUUCUCAACACUUCCUUUAGACCAGUUUCUUUUCCAAAUCAAAGCACUGACAGCAGGAGCCCUGCAACAGGGAACAGGAGCCAGGACAGAAAGAAACAUUGAGUGAUUUUGUUUUUCUCAAGUAAGAAUCAGUUACAAAGUUUAUGUAACAAUUAUCACAAGUUUUUAAAAGCAGAUGUAGUAACUGUAAAUCUCAGACAUUUAAAAAUCCAACCUGUUACCAAAAUACUCAAAAUUACUUAACUGCAACACAAUGUUUAAUUUCAACAGUAAUAAUAAUCAAACACUUAUUUUAUCAAGAGCGUGAAUUAAGCUUUAAGGAAUGAAUGAUUUUGACCUUUCUGCUGCAAAUGGAGGUAUCUCCAUUUUUUAUUCAAGGAAAAAAUCAGUUCUAAGCCAAAACAGAUGCUAACAUGAAAGAAAAAUGAACAUUUUUCAGUAGUUUCAAAAACCCCCUAAUCUCUUCAUGACUCACACUAAAUGUUGUACUAAGAAACUGUGAAUCCUGUAUCCCUGUAAACUGCACAUUCUCACAGCUUUUAUUUUUUGACAUCUGUUUACAGAAGUAUCACAGACACCUAAAAUUUUGUCUCUGUGCAUGUCCAAAACUGCUUUGUGAGUGUGCAUACAGGAGAUCUCAGAGCCCCAACACCUGCAAACAUGCACAACAGGCAGGUGACCAAGACAGCUUGAGUAACUCUGCCUGCCAUAGCCAAAGCAAUCAGAAACAGCUACAUCAGCCUGCUGCUUUAGAUACGAGAAGCCACUCAGCUUCCUAAAGGACUGAUCAGCACGAACUGAGUGCCAAGCAGUUCAUAGUGCAACUGGAAUCCAACCUUGUUCAGAACUAGCUCAUUAUUACUUCAUGGCACUGCUUGAAAUCACUUAAAUGAACUUAAGGGUGACAGGACAGUUCCACAAGGAAAAACAGUAACAAGGAAAAAAGGUAGUAGCACAUUAAUUUCAGCUAUCUUCCCUUAACUUUUUAUCUUAACAUGACAAAGAAAUUAUUUCCAGUAUGGCACCUGAUAUAAUGUGUUUCAAAUAUGACUAAUAUUAAUACAGUAAUAUUUUUCAAAGAGCUUUUAUUUGUCUGCUUCCUUUCUUGGAGAUACACAACAUACACAGCACAUAGUUUUUAUGUUGGUGUAUUCAAACAUGAGAUCUGAGUCCAAAUACAAAAUUCAGUGAUCCUCUUUGCUUUGAAUAUAAGAGGUUAGGCUUCUUAAUCACAUGAAAAGCCAGACUUACCAGAAUACCUCUGUACUGCAAGACUUCUGGAAGCAGAGUAUUAACCCUUAAUUCACAUAUACAUAAUUUCAUAGUACAGAAAAUAUAUUACCUUUACAAGAAAGAGUUUUAUAAGAAUACCUUCAGAAAAAGUAAACAUUCUUGUAAGCCUCCACUCAAUCAAUCUCCCAAGAUCAACUGCAGUCAAACCACUACGGCUACCUGUGCCUUCUGCACAUUACACCAUUUUGCAAGAGCACCAUCAUAAAAGUUGUCAACCAAUCCUUUAGCUGUCAUAAAUAUAAUUAUUUCAUCAUUAAAAAUACUGGAAUCUCACAUUUUUCUCAGUUACACUUUGUCAGCUUGAAGUCUAUAUAAACAUAUAAAGCCAUAUAGGACCCUCUAACACAGAAAAUGCUGUAAGCCCUUACUGUCCAUUGUAUGUGAAGUCAAACCACAUGUUCUCACAAAACAUAUUAUUCCUGAUCCUCACACAAAAAAAAGGUUAGCUUGUCAACACUUGUGGUGAAAAAAAAUUUUAAAAACCCAACUCUAAUU
This is a messenger RNA of Calypte anna (Anna's hummingbird), 4869 nucleotides long. It is a transcript of the gene PCOLCE2, whose product is annotated as procollagen C-endopeptidase enhancer 2. The transcript is spliced from 9 exons. NCBI's taxonomy places the organism in Eukaryota, Metazoa, Chordata, Aves, Apodiformes, Trochilidae. The coding region runs from base 1 to 1257 and encodes 418 amino acids. The record is from RefSeq and is a predicted model, not a curated record. Gene Ontology annotation, molecular function: protein binding.